This is a messenger RNA of Sinocyclocheilus anshuiensis, 764 nucleotides long. RefSeq names its product ribonuclease T2-like. Gene Ontology annotation, cellular component: extracellular region. Gene Ontology annotation, biological process: RNA catabolic process. Lineage: Eukaryota; Metazoa; Chordata; Actinopteri; Cypriniformes; Cyprinidae. The record is from RefSeq and is a predicted model, not a curated record. The transcript is spliced from 6 exons. Gene Ontology annotation, molecular function: RNA binding; ribonuclease T2 activity. The coding region runs from base 37 to 633 and encodes 198 amino acids.
UGGCAAUGCCAGUGAUUGUAAGGAUGAUUGUAAUUAAUGUCAGUAGAAGUAUUUGAAGAAAAUGUUUGUUGUUGUUGCAGGCCCAACACUGGCAUGAGGUGCAAUACAUCCUGGCAUUUUAAUGCCAGUUUGAUUGAGGACUUAAUACCAGAAAUGGAAAAAUACUGGCCGGAUCUGCUAGCACCUUCUUCCCCAAAAUUUUGGCAAUAUGAAUGGAUAAAACAUGGAACCUGUGCUGCAAAAGCUGAUUCUCUAAACAGUCAACACAAAUACUUUAGCAAAGCUCUCGAGCUAAACCUUAAGUAUGACCUUAAUAGUGUUUUAAAGAACAACAAAAUCGUCCCCUCUGAGGAGUACUACACACUGGAUCAGGUGGAGACAGCCAUUACCAGCUUUUUCGGGGUGAAGCCUAAGAUUCAGUGCGUCCAUCCAGGAAAGGGAGGCCAGGUUCAGACUUUGGGCCAAAUAGAGCUCUGCGUUGACAGGGAUUUCCAGCUGAUCGAUUGCGAAAAGUCAACCAAAGAAAUCUGGAGCAAUGCCAUCCCCGAAGUGCUUGUCGGUGGCCAGUCAGAUCUCAGUGUGUGUGAUCACUCCGUGCCGGUCUAUUACCCUCCAGUGCCCAGCAGAUCAUAGAGGUGGGCAACACCAGACCUCGUGUGGGAUCACUGAGCAAGAGAAGACAAGAAUUCAUUCUGUAUUUGAAACCGUGUUGAAAUCUUUCCUGAUUACACUAUCUUUUUAAGCAAUUGCACAUUCAAUUCCUU